This is a messenger RNA of Didymella exigua CBS 183.55, 1101 nucleotides long. RefSeq names its product putative TfdA family taurine dioxygenase. The transcript has 4 exons. The record is from RefSeq and is a predicted model, not a curated record. Gene Ontology annotation, molecular function: 2-oxoglutarate-dependent dioxygenase activity. The coding region runs from base 1 to 1101 and encodes 366 amino acids. NCBI's taxonomy places the organism in Eukaryota, Fungi, Ascomycota, Dothideomycetes, Pleosporales, Didymellaceae. Gene Ontology annotation, cellular component: cytoplasm.
AUGUCUUCGGUCAAGAGAGCUCGUCAUGAUGGUGCUGAGUCGAGUAUCGUUGGCGGUCAUGAAACAGCGAGGUCGAGGUUGCUGAAACCGCUGGUCUACUCUGGCUCGUUGGACGGCUUCAAGCAUCAGGACUCGACUCCGAGCAUCGGCAGAGAAUAUGAAGGCCUGCAAGUGAGGGAUCUGUUGAAAUGGGGCGACGAGAUGAUUCGGGAUCUGGCCAUAACUAUCUCACAAAGAGGUGUCGUCUUUCUCCGCGACCAGGAUGUGACGCCACACGAGAUGAAGGAUCUGAUGCUCCGCAUCACCGAACUUUCAGGCUGCCCUGAAUCAUCUGGUCUGCACGUCCACCCUCUGACCGAAGAAGGCUCAGAGCUCGGCGACCAGAUCUCCGUCAUCAGCAGCGAAAAGCAGAAGAAGGGUGGCGGCCUCACACACCAGCUGUCCGACGUCAGCCGCUUCGCAUCCGCAGGCUGGCACACGGAUAUCUCCUUUGAGCCCGUGCCGUCCGACUACGCCAUGCUGAAGAUCCACACGCUGCCAGCAACAGGCGGCGACACGCUCUGGGCGUCGGGCUACGAGAUCUACGACCGCCUGUCGCCGACCAUCAGGACCCUGCUUGAAGGCCUAACGGCCACGCACGACGCGAAAUUCUUCCUUGACGAGGCCGCGCGCCUGGGAAACCCGAUCCGCAAAACGAUUCGCGGCAACCCCCUCAACUUCGGCGAAGGCCUGACCGCCAUCCACCCCGUGAUCCGCACAAACCCCGUCACCGGCUGGAAAUCCGUCUACGUCAACAAAGGCUUCACCAAGCGCAUCAACGGCGUCACAAAAGACGAGUCCGACAUGCUGCUCGGCUACCUGUUCAACCUGCUGACGCAGAACCACGACGCGCAGGUGCGCUUCAAGUGGCGGCGCAACGACCUCGCCAUCUGGGACAACAGGAGCAUGUGGCACUGCGCGACGUACGACUACAGCGACGCCAGAGCGGGGGAUCGCGUGUGCAGUCUCGGCGAGGCGCCGUAUCUGGACUUGAACAGCAGGAGUCGCAGGGCGGAUUUGGAGGAGAGGGCGAAUGUUGAGGCGGGGCUGGCAGGUCGGUGA